AUGUCGGUUACUUCAGUAUCUCGAGCUUUGGCGUCCAAAACACCUAUACUUGUUACUGGACCACACAAACCCGACAGCGAAGGCCAACAGGAGCUGGACGAGAUCAUCAGAACAAUCAAGGCCCAUCUCUUAAGCCGACAUCGUGAAUCCAGUAUAGGAAUUCAGGUCGAUCACAAAUCGAGACAGUUCGGACAGGUCACCCAGUUUCUUGACAGGACUGGUGUGAGAUACGACACCGACGACCAAGAUAUCCUGUUUAUCUAUGCAAUGCCCAGUUCCAUUCAUCAGAGCUUGGGUAUAUUUGCAGUUUCAUGUCUCAACCAAUUGAAAAAUGAGAUCCUGAUACCAGAAGAAGCAAGAAAUCUCGAAGUCGGGGUUACCUCAGUUCGUCUUGGCGGCAAAAUUAAAGGUAAGGGUACCAAGCGGCAAGCAUCAAAGAAGACCCCCGAUCAGUCCUUUUUUUUCAGUGAUCCACAAACCCACUGCCGCUAUCGUACCGUCAUUUUCGAAGCGGGCUUUAGUGAAACACAUGACGAUUUGGUACGGGAUAUGAAACAAUGGCUCUUACAUAGUCGUGGCGAAGUCCAGCUUGUCAUCCUGGCGGAUAUCAACGAAGACAAGAAACAGCUUUUGAAACAACAGAAGAGCGACUCCUUCAGAGACCAUGCUGCUAAAGUCCUGAAAGAUUUCGGGAAUCCGCUUGGAAGAAGAAAACAUGCCGAGAUCUUGACGGCGGAUAACUGUGUUUAUCAGGGAGAUCGAGACAUGGAUACUUCCGCCCUGACUGAAAGACUGCCUCAUGAGAUUUAUGGUGUUGUGCAAGUGGAGGACUGGAUUGGCCCAAUCACUGCUGAUUUGGAAUUUUGGGCUCUGAAGGACUCUGAACCUUAUAUAAGAGGCCAUGCUCGUGUGUUCCCUUCGCUGACCGGACGUUUGCCUCCUAUUUAUGCUGGCGAUAUAAUCCCUCUAUCCUGCCAGGGUAGCUUUCCAAAUUUCGAUGCGUCACGGAAGCUCUUUUUGGACCUCGAGAAGUUUCGAUGCUGUUUACUUGAUGGGAUUCGUGAUGACGCUGUUGAGCGCGCAUAUGAUUUCGCAUGCCCAAACAGCGAGGAUGACGAAGACGAAGAUUAUCAGGAGUAA
Aspergillus candidus is the source of this 1140-nucleotide messenger RNA. RefSeq lists its product as uncharacterized. The record is from RefSeq and is a predicted model, not a curated record. Lineage: Eukaryota; Fungi; Ascomycota; Eurotiomycetes; Eurotiales; Aspergillaceae. The transcript is spliced from 2 exons. Bases 1 to 1140 code for a protein of 379 amino acids.